AUGACAGUGCGAGGACAUUCUUCAACUUUCCACAGUUUUUUGCAAGACACCAGAAAACCAAAUUCUUUCUUGGAUUCGGUAAAAGCCAUUAGAACAGAAUUAGAAGAAUUUGCUUCGACUAGAAUUACAUCAAUGCCUUCGAGUAUUGUUUCAUAUGAGAAUCUCGAGGCCAUUUAUAUUAAUUCGUAUAAAGCUUACAAAGGUAUUGACAAACAAAUGAAGUCAUUCAACAAAACGGCCAAAGAAAAGACCAAACUUCGUAAAAUGAUACAUAAAUCGGAAAAUGCGCGAAAAAUGUAUCAGGCUAAAAAAUAUUUUUUUGUGGCGAUUGAUAUUGAAAGUUAUGAAAAAGACCACUCUUGUAUUUUAGAAGUUGGUUGGAGUAUGUAUAAUUCCAAAACCGACUUAUAUAUGGAUCGACACUUUUGUGUGAAUGAAAAUAAACAUCUGAGAAACGGCCAAUACGUUCCGGAUAUGAAAAAUCGAUUUAACUUUGGGAAAACGAUCUGGGAAGAUCAAAAAACAAUUGCGGAUGAAUUCGUAAAAGAUCUAACAAGCGAUGAUGUCAAAGGAUAUGUUGUCAUCGUUGGACAUGGAGUUAAUAUGGAUAUCAAUUAUUUAGAAACCAUGGGGGUUAAAAUAAAUGACCUUAUCGAAGAUGAUUUUCAAUUUGAUACGGCAGAAAUGAAUGCAGCGAGAAUUGGGAAACCAAAUGAACGAAUCAGUCUUGGUCGAUUAUUAGAUCUACUAGAUAUUGAAAAUUACAGUUUACAUAAUGCUGGUAACGAUGCACACUACUCAUUAUUGUUAUUUUUCGAAUUAUGUAAGCUUCCAAUUAUGCCACCAGCAUCGGAAGAACUAGAAUACAUUAGCGAUUCAGAUUAA
Diversispora eburnea is the source of this 885-nucleotide messenger RNA. Lineage: Eukaryota; Fungi; Glomeromycota; Glomeromycetes; Diversisporales; Diversisporaceae. The record is from the annotation of a GenBank genome assembly.